ACAAAUGACAUGUUAACUUCAUUGUUGACGUCAUGGAAGCGAAGCAGAAGAAAAAACAAAAAUGCAAUAAUUGGUCUGUUGACCAAAGAUUUAAUGAAUGUCUUUUGAGUUUGCUGUAGACAAAGAAACCAAAACCUUUCUUGGUUUCUCUGCUUUCUGGAAUCAUGGCAACAACUUUUGGCCCAAUACAAGAUUUUGCUGCCGGGGGAAUAGCUGGUUGGUCAGGACUAUGUGUAGGUCACCCUCUGGAUACCUUAAAAGUGAAAUUACAAGUAAGUGAAGUCGAUAUGUUGGGGAAUUUGAUUCCUAGUACAACUAAGAAAAUGUCGGAAGCUUUCGUUAUAAUGAACAAAGAAGGAAUGAUAAAUGGACAUUUUCGUGGAUUUCUCUCGCCCUUUGUGUCAUAUGGUUUAUUAAAUGCCGUUUACUUCGGGGUUUACGGAAACGUACUCACUUUUCUUGAUGAGAAAGCAAACGCCACCAGCAGUUUAAUGUCAAAGUUCAAGCCUAACUAUUUCAAUAUAUAUCUUGCUGGCUGUGCUGGAGGGUUAGCUCAGACAAUACCUGGUUGCCCUUUUGAAUUAACUAAAGUUGUCUUACAGUCACAAGUCGGGAAUGCACCGGGGCUUAAAUAUUACAAAGGACCCCUCGAAGCACUUUUUGAUAUUGUCAGAAAAAACGGCUUAAUGGGAUGUUAUCGAGGUUUCCUUAUUCAUAACAUACGCGAUAUUCCGUCAUGUGGUGUCUAUAGUUUAUCGUACGAGUAUUUCUGCUAUAGAUGGAAGAAUCAUUACCCAAAAGUAUCUGGAGAUGUUUUGAACUUCAUAUCGGGAGGUUUAACUGGAGUAAUAAGUUGGUUAAUGAUAUUGCCAAUAGAUGUGAUCAAAAACCGUAUUCAAGCAGACUGUCACAAGAAACUUUACAGAAAUAGCUGGCAUUGUACCAAAGCUACAUAUAGAGAAGGAGGCAUUCCUCUAUUCUUUAAAGGAUGGGUUGCCGUAUCGAUCCGAGCAUUUUUGGUCAACAGCAUUACUCUGAUGGUCUAUUCAUACAUCAAAAAUAAUUACCGAAAAAAGCGACAUUGACCGCCAUAUCAUAUAUCCAUUCUUCCAAGUAACAAAUACCAGUAAAUAUAUUUGCGAAGAAAAUAUUCUUCUCUCAAAGAUAUUUAAUGUAUAUCAUUUACAGUAACCGUUUUCAACAUUCUAUGAAACAAUUGACAGUUCUCAGAUUAAACCGCCAAAGCCCUUUAGGUGAGAAGAAAAUCAUUUAACAAAUCUGUCCAAGCUUUGUAUCAAUAGUUCUUUGAUGCAUUCAGUCUAUUUUAUAAUA
Molecule: messenger RNA, 1332 nt
Organism: Octopus sinensis (East Asian common octopus)
Lineage: Eukaryota; Metazoa; Mollusca; Cephalopoda; Octopoda; Octopodidae
Product: solute carrier family 25 member 45-like
Exons: 1
Coding region: 165-1085 (306 amino acids)
Biological process (GO): transmembrane transport
Molecular function (GO): transmembrane transporter activity
Source: RefSeq, a predicted model, not a curated record